Daucus carota subsp. sativus is the source of this 817-nucleotide messenger RNA. RefSeq lists its product as uncharacterized. The transcript is spliced from 5 exons. The coding region runs from base 73 to 687 and encodes 204 amino acids. Lineage: Eukaryota; Viridiplantae; Streptophyta; Magnoliopsida; Apiales; Apiaceae. The record is from RefSeq and is a predicted model, not a curated record. Gene Ontology annotation, biological process: chloroplast organization; thylakoid membrane organization. Gene Ontology annotation, cellular component: chloroplast.
AAAGUUACGUCGGUGGCAGGGAUAUAACUAUAAGGGUUAAACAAAACACAAGCAUCGCAGCUCCGUGUGUGUAUGUGUUUUACGAACAUUGAUUCAACCAGGUCUCUGUUGUCAAUCAAGAUGUUGAACUUGAUUGAUAUUCCUAUGGCUAGCCCUGUUGAUCAGAGAUUCUUGGAGUUGGCCUGCGGCUUCGGUGCCACGGCCACCAGUUUAGUUGUAGCAAGCACAGUUGGGAGGCAAACCAAACAUGAUAAAUAUGGUCCAUGGAAGUCCAGUUCCAGUCGCAUUAAUAAUCAUUCAGUGAACUUCAGACCGCGUCACAUCCAGUCUCCCCUUCGCAUCCAGUCUUACCCAUUUGAUAAAAGAGGAGCCUUUGUACAUUUUAGCAGAACAGGUUCUGCUUCUGCAAUAUGUGCUGCUGCUUUUAAUUCAACGUGUGUUGCAACGCAGACCAAACCUCUUACCCGUCGCCAACAGUCCGCCACCAUAACUCUUGUUCCGCACAGAGAGAAGUCGAAGUCUCCAGUACUUGAUAAUGGGGGCCCGGGGCUUCCUCCAAAUGGUGGCGGCGGGGGUGGAGGUGGAGGUGGGGGAGACGGCUGGGAAGGAGGAUUCUUCUUUUUUAUGUUUCUUCUUUUUCUUGGUUUACUGAGGGAUAAAGAAAAAAAAGAUGAUUAUGGAAACUGAUGAAUAUGAGGUUAGAGUACCAGCUGAAAUUGUAACCUGAGGGUCACAGUUUAGUUCUUAAAACGCAUCGCAGUUGAGUUUUGUUUAUGUUUCAUUUCUGUUUGUUGUUUAUAUUAGUAAUUUGGUGUCA